Molecule: messenger RNA, 1681 nt
Organism: Saccostrea echinata
Lineage: Eukaryota; Metazoa; Mollusca; Bivalvia; Ostreida; Ostreidae
Product: pyruvate dehydrogenase protein X component, mitochondrial-like
Exons: 11
Coding region: 10-1452 (480 amino acids)
Biological process (GO): pyruvate decarboxylation to acetyl-CoA
Cellular component (GO): mitochondrion; pyruvate dehydrogenase complex
Molecular function (GO): acyltransferase activity
Source: RefSeq, a predicted model, not a curated record
UUAAUCGUAAUGGCGUCUGCAUUCGGUCACUUUGGCCGUCGAUCACUUAAAAUCUCUUCUUGUUUACGAAAGAUUUUGCAGUAUGAUCCAUAUAACAUUGUUCAUCGGUCAGCAUAUGAAUUCAAGUUAUUUCAUUUGAAUCGGGAACUGGAAGCUUCCAUUCCAAUACAAAUGCCAGCUUUGUCACCAACAAUGACAGAGGGAACAAUAGUUAAAUGGCACAAAAAAGAAGGUGACACUAUAUCCCCCGGUGAUGUGUUGUGUGAUAUUCAAACUGACAAGGCUGUAGUAUCACUGGAUACAGAAGAGGAAGGAACACUGGCAAAAAUAUUGAAACCAGAGAACACAAAGGAUGUCAAGAUUGGCUCUUUGAUUGCUGUGAUGGUGGAGGAAGGAGAUGACUGGCAAAAUGCUGAGAUUCCAGAAUCAUCAGAUUCCUCAUCAGAAUCAUCACAAUCCUCUGAAUCUUCACAAUCAUCAUCAUCCUCUGAUACAGAGUCAAUAAGGGAACCUACUGCAAGGAUUCGCAUGAGCCCUGCAGCCAGAAAACUUUUAGAAGAAUAUAAUAUUUCUAGUCCACAAGUGGUUCCUCCUUCAGGACCUCAUGGAAUGAUCAACAAAGGAGAUGUUCUAAAAUAUGCUCAAUCUAAGAAUUUAUCAAAAAUUGAUUUGGCAAAAGUAAAGGCAGCCCAGCCAUCAGCUCCUUCACAAAAGCCAGCUCCUCCUACACAGGCAGCUCCUCCACUGACCAAGGCACCUCCUACCAUAACAGUGUCACCUGAAGGUGGCUACCAGGACAUAGAAACCACCAACAUGAGGAGAGUGAUAGCCAAGCGACUUACGGAAUCAAAGACAAUGAUACCUCAUUCCUAUAUAUCUAUUGAGUGUAAUGUGGAUGCUGCUAUGAAGCUGAGGAAAAAGUUUAUUGACUCUGGAACUAAAGUAUCAAUGAAUGAUAUCAUUGUGAAAGCAGCAGGCUAUUCAUUACAGAGAGUGCCUAAAGUGAACUCUCACUGGACACAGGAGAGUGUACAAGUCCAGCCCUCUGUGGACAUUUCUGUAGCUGUAGCCACGGACAAUGGACUCAUAACUCCUAUCGUCAGAGACGUCUCCAGCAUCAGUAUAUCUCAGAUAUCAAACACUACCAAGGCACUUGCAGUCAAAGCCAGAGAGGGUAAAUUACAACCACAGGAAUUUCAGGGAGGGUCAUUCACGAUCUCCAACCUUGGUAUGUUUGGAAUAGGAGAAUUUUCGGCCAUCAUUAACCCUCCCCAAACUGCUGUGCUAGCUGUAGGAACAUCAGUGUUAAAACCCUCCACUGAGGGAAAACCACACCCAUAUCUAACUGUUCAAAUGUCAUAUGACAGUCGUGCAAUAGAUGAGAGCGAGGCUGCCGAGUUCUUAGAGAAAUUUCAGAGUGUUAUGGAAAACCCUUCCCUGCUUAUGGUUUGAAAGUGAUUUAUCAAUUUUACAUACCUUUAUAAUAUGUAUACUAAUGCUAUUUAAUUGAAAGUGCUUAAAAUGUUGUAUGGUUCUUGAGUGUCUUUUGUUUUAAGAGAUAGAAAAUGUGAACUAAAAUAGGAUCUGUUAUUAUGUUAUUGAGAAAUGGAGGCAUUAUCUCAAAUUGUUAUUGAUUUUAUGUAACUUGUAGGAAUUCAAUUAAAAUUCUAUACAAAAAGUA